AUGUACACCGACAUGAAUGACAGUGAUCUAGAUGGCCUGGUUAGGUGCAUACUACGGGAGUUUCCUAAUGCUGGUUACAAGAGAAUGACUGGCUUCUUACUUGCUCGAGGAAUACGACUUCAGCAAAGUAGGAUACGGUCUGCUAUGCAACGAGUCAACCCCGAGGGCUGUCUCUUGAGAUCACUGGAGUUGAACGUAUUGCACCGCCGCAGUUACCAGGUGUACGGACCCUUGGCACUGUGGCACUUAGACGGAAACCACAAAUUAAUAAGGUAAUGUACAAAGUGUUUAGAGAAUGCUAUUAUACCUUGCGAUAGCUCAAAAUUAAAAACAAACUCGAUGUCCCUAAAAAAAAAAGUAAAUAAGUUUAAGUAUUAAAACUUUCCUAUGCUGCAUGUAUACUCCCCAGAUGGAGAAUUGUCAUUCACGGCGGCAUUGAUGGAUACUCCAGAAUGAUUGUUUUUCUUCAAGCUGCCACCAACAACAAAGCCUUGACUGUUUUUCAGUGGUUCCAGUCAGCAGUGCAAACUUACGGCCUUCCAUCACGUGUAAGGACGGACAAAGGUGGCGAGAAUGUGGAAGUAGCAUGGUUCAUGUUAAACCAUCCUUUGCGUGGCCCAAAUCGUGGCAGCCACAUAACGGGAAGAAGUGUGCAUAACCAACGAAUCGAGCGUUUGUGGAGGGAUGUGUUCUUGGGUUGUACAUACCUGUUUUACUAUCUGUUUUAUUAUAUGGAGAACUGUGGUAUUCUAGACCCUGAUAAUGAAGUUCACCUAUUUGCCUUGCAUUAUGUCUACGUACCACGAAUACAAAGAAAUUUGGAUCUGUUUACUGCUGGUCACAACAGGGGCCCACUGAGCACGGAGCACAACGCCUCACCUGAGCAGUUGUUUAUUCAAGGCAUGUUAUCAGUAGCAAACAGUGAGCAGAGAACAGCAGUUGAAUUCGCUAAUCAGGUAAAACUAUUUCUCUUUCGCAAAAUGUUUCAGGUUAUGUUUGGUAGGGAACAAAUAUUAGGUACUUUUGUUGUUGUUUUGGCAAAAAUGUUGUCUAAACAUUCCCUCCAUAGUUAUAGGUAGUACGUGAAGGCUACAACACAGUCACGUCACCACUUCACGUAGUAUUAUUGUUGUUUUAUUGUUGUUUUUAUUCAUGUCGUUAAUUUUCAGAGUGAAAUUGAUGCAUAUGGCAUUGAUCUGGAUGGACCUGCACCUUCCGAGGAAUGGGACGGUCCAAUUAAUGAUGAUGUAGGAACUGUUGAAGUGCCUUCUACAGAAUGUCCACUAGUAAACGAAACAUGGCAAUUACUAUCAGCUACUAUUGGUCCAUUGAGCAUCUCAGAUGUCCAUGGCGUGGACAUAUACCUGAAACAAUCACGCUCAUUCAAAACAUGA
Molecule: messenger RNA, 1394 nt
Organism: Porites lobata
Lineage: Eukaryota; Metazoa; Cnidaria; Anthozoa; Scleractinia; Poritidae
Source: the annotation of a GenBank genome assembly